Molecule: messenger RNA, 3161 nt
Organism: Eruca vesicaria subsp. sativa (arugula)
Lineage: Eukaryota; Viridiplantae; Streptophyta; Magnoliopsida; Brassicales; Brassicaceae
Source: the annotation of a GenBank genome assembly
GGACAUUUUAAUCAGAUUCGGUGCCGGAAAUAGGAAAAUUUUGAUGUUGGCGGGUGUAGUUGUACUCUCCGUAGUCAAAAGCUAGUUCUCACGAACCAGAACCUGUCCGUACCAUAACCUGAGAGCUGAUGAGAAUCAGUGUCAUGUCGCAAAUGCAGCAGCGAAGCUUCUCGAUCGAUUUGCCUUCACUGGUUCCUCUGCAACUUCCAUCUCGUAGGGAGACUCAUCUAUGGUAUAUACUACCAGAUGAAGUGAAAAGCACGUCUCUUUUGAAUCGUUACUCUCAACUUCUCUCACCAAAUGAGAGAGAUAGAGUUGAUCAGAUGAGAGGUGAUGAGCUUAAGAAGAAUGCUUUGCUUGCUCGCACCUUGGUUCGAACCACCAUUGCUAGAUAUCAGACAAACAAUGCGGUCGAUCCUGGAUCUUUGAUGUUCAAGAAGAAUAUGUAUGGGAAGCCUGAGGUAGAUUGGCAGAACUGUAAAGACUGCAAUAAGCAGCCACUGCAUUUCAACAUCUCUCACACAGGUUCAUUAAUUGCCUGUGGGGUGACAGUACAUGCCCCGAUUGGUAUUGAUGUUGAAGACAAGGAAAGGAAGAUAAAACAUGAUGUCUUGACAUUCGCAAAAAGAUUUUACACUGCUGAUGAAGUGAACUUUUUGGCAACUAAACCGGACCAGGAAGCUCAGAGAAAAGAAUUUAUUAAGCUAUGGACUCUUAAGGAGGCGUAUGUGAAAGCAUUAGGAAAAGGCUUCUCCGCUUCACCUUUUAAUACCUUCACAAUCCAGUCUACGCCUGGAACUGAGGGAGGCUACAGUCUUUGCAAGACAUCUGAAUUGACAGCCAAUCCAAUGGAGGAGACAGAGAAAUACAACGGAGGAUGGAAGUUUACCCUAUUGGAGUUGGCUGAUUCUCAUUAUGCUGCAGUCUGUAUUGAAGAUGAUGAAGUUAACGAAGGAGGUCCAAUGAAGGUGAUUGUUCGGAGAACCAUCCCGUUAGUGGAAGACCAACUUAUUUCCGAAAGAAUAUUUCUGUAGUUAAGUGCAAAACCUUACUCUUCUGUAAUCAUUUUAUUAUAUAUACUUCCUCUGCAGAACACUUUCUGAGACUCUUGAAUAAUCACCAGUAAUCCUUGCACGAGCAGAACCCAUCUUCGAAAUAGUGGAACCUUGAUGCAUCUCUUACAACAAACCUACGAUCUACAACCUUGCUAACCAUCUUGAUGAACACAUGACAAUCUUCACAAACCCUCAGGUUCUUUAUCACAAGAAUCUCUGUCCCUGGACUAGUGUUGAGGAUCGCAAAUGCUACUGCUAACCUCUCGCUAUGCUCACGCGUGUUGCUCGAAACCUCUCCGCAUCUAUCACAGUCUGUGUUUCCCGUGAUCUCCAUCACAGAAGUCUCUAACUCAUCCAGCAUUCUAUAGACAUCCUCUGUUUGCUCAUGACUUCUAUCGCCAGCCAAAAACAAAUGAACUCUUCCCUUGUGUUCUACAUAACUAUACCCUGGCUCUUUCUUGAAUCCUCUCUCUCUCAUCAUUACCCGUAUUAUCCAGAUUCCUUCUUGAUUCUUUGAGUCUGUAUAAAUAUUCGACAUCAAAACAUAGUAGCCAAUGUUCAUCGGUUCAAACUCAAUCACCUUUGCAAAAGCUACCUCUGCCAUAUCCACAUUCUUAUGGAUUUUACAGGCACCCAACAGAGCUCCCCAAACAGCACCAUCUGGUUCAAUAGGCAUUGAUUCUAUAAACGCCAUUGCUUCAUCUAACCGACCAGCUCUUCCGAGUAGAUCAACUACACAAGCGUAGUGUUCACAACCAGGCUCCAGCUUAUACUCUCUCUUCAUCGCACCAAACAACUCCAACCCUUUCUCCGUCAGCCCUGAAUGGCUGCACGUAGACAGAACCAUCACAAACACUGUCCCAUCUGGUCUUAUCCCAUUCCUAAUCAUAUCAUCGAAAAGCAUAAGCCCAGUCUCAGCCAUUCCAUGCAUCCCAUAGCAACCUAUCAUAGCAGUCCACGACACCAAGCUCCUCACAGGCAUCAUAUCGAAAACACCCCGCGCCUUUGCCAAGUUACCGCAUCUAGCAUACAUACUAAUCAACGCAUUGCUAACAAACACAUUAGACACAAACCCAUUAACCUCAACCAACUUCUCCACCUCCUGACCAAUCUUCUGAGCGCCAAGAUGAGCACAAGAAGACAGAACACUAACCAACGUAACAGGAUCAGGACCAACACCAGACGAUUUCAUCUCCUCAUAAAGCUCCAAAACAUCGUAAGCCAAUCCGUUCUGCGCAUACCCAGAGAUCACAGCGUUCCAUGUAAUCAAACCCUUAACAGACACUUCAUCAAACAACCUCCUACCAAACUCAACAGAUCCACACUUCAUGUACAUAGUAAUAAAGCUAUUCAAAACAGCUAACUCAGAAUCAAUCCCUAAUUUAACGCAUUCACCGUGAAGAGACAUCCCAAACCAGACAUAAUCAGGAACCGUGCAGACAGGGACAAGCCCGAGCAUUGUAACCGAAUCAACCGAAACACCUCUCUCCUUCAUUGUCCGAAACAGACACGCGGCAUCCCCCACCUUCGAGUUAACCGUGUAGCCAGAUAUCAAAGCGUUGUAACAAACUCCGAGCUGAUGUGACUGAGGAUUUUCGUCGAACACUUUACGUGCAUCGUUUACUAAACCGCAUUUACAGUACAUUGAGAUGAGAGCGGUCAGCACGAACGGCUCAGCGACGCAGCCUUCUCUGAUGACGUGGCAAUGGAGCUGUUGCCCGGAGAAAGGGAGAGAAAGCGCGGCGCAUGAUUUGAGAGUGAAAGGGUAAGAGAAUGCGUCGGGAGAGGAGCCUGAACGGAGCAUGGAGCGAUAGAGAGUGAUCGAUUCGGAGAAUAAUGAUUGGCGAGCGAGCUCUCGAAGACGCGCGUUCCAUGGCGUGGAAGCCACUCGCUGUACAAAGCUCCGGGUUGUUGCAGCGACGGUCAUCGCUUCUCCGCCGGUGAUGACUAGUUUGGGAAAAUGUAUCAUAUAUUGGAGUCAGGCCCAAUAAUAGGUGGAAUGGGCCUAGGCCUAGCCCAAUAAAUUUAUGAAUGGGCCUAGGCCUAACUAUUUGCGUGAUGGUAAAAUCAAAAUAAUCAGAUUUAUUUGGACAACCAAAGAGGAGA